Artibeus jamaicensis (Jamaican fruit-eating bat) is the source of this 2959-nucleotide messenger RNA. RefSeq names its product glycogen synthase kinase 3 beta (gene GSK3B). Gene Ontology annotation, molecular function: protein serine/threonine kinase activity; ATP binding; beta-catenin binding. The record is from RefSeq and is a predicted model, not a curated record. Gene Ontology annotation, biological process: regulation of neuron projection development; negative regulation of canonical Wnt signaling pathway; regulation of microtubule cytoskeleton organization. Gene Ontology annotation, cellular component: glutamatergic synapse; axon; beta-catenin destruction complex. The transcript has 13 exons. Bases 991 to 2343 code for a protein of 450 amino acids. NCBI's taxonomy places the organism in Eukaryota, Metazoa, Chordata, Mammalia, Chiroptera, Phyllostomidae.
CUUACACAGAGCAGCCCCUGACCCGGGCGAAUGCGGGAUUGUGGUGCCGCCGUCGCCGUCCGGGCCGAGUGACAAAGGAAGGAAGGAAGCAAGGAGGAGCUGUCCCAAUAGACGCUGACAGGACUCCGGGCUGGGGGCAAAGCGCGGACACUUCCUGAGUGGGCACCGAGCAGAGGCGAGGAGGGCGGCCGCGCUGGUCCGGUGGACGGGGGAGGGGGCCCCGAGGGACGGAAGCGGUUGCUGGGUUCCCAUGUCCCCGGCGUAUGGGGAGCAGUCGAGGAGCCGCUGCUUGGGGUCUGAAGGGAGCUGCCUCCGCCGCCGCCAUGGCCGCUGGAUACAGCCGCCGCCUGCAGCUGCUCCUGGCGCAAUGAGGAGAGGAGCCGCCGACACCGCCCGCCUCUGACUGACUCGCUACUCCACCGCCCUCCAGCUCGCCGGGCCCCCGCCGUCAGCCCUUCGGAUCCCGCCGCUGUCGGAGCCGCAGCGUUUCCCGUCGCAUCGCCGAACCACCCCCUCCCUCUCCCUCCCUCCUUCCCAUCCCCCUUCUUUUCAAGCGUGAGACUCGUGAUCCUUCCGCCGCUUCCCUUCUUCAUUGACUCGGAAAAAAAAUCCCCGAGGAAAAUACAAUAUUCAGAGUACUUAUUUUCAAUCAAGUAUUUACCCCAUUUCGUGUGAUAUAUAUAUUUUUAGGAUUUUCCUCCCUUCCUUUUCUCCCCUCCAAGAAAAGGGAGGGGAAAGAAUUGUAUUUUUUUCCCCAGCUCCAAAUCAUCUACAUGUUAAAUACCCAUACUGAUCAGUCUUGAAGAAGAAACACAUCGCUCGUUUUAUUUUAAUGUAUAUUCAAAAGGAGUAAAAAGCCAAGAGUACGAAGUCUUUUUCUUGUGGGAGAACUUAAUGCUGCAUUUGUCACUAACCUAACACCUCUACAUUAAACAAAAGGAAGAAAAGGAGGAAGAAAGGAAAAGAGGGUGAUUCAGGAAGAGAGUAAUCAUGUCAGGGCGGCCCAGAACCACCUCCUUUGCGGAGAGCUGCAAGCCAGUGCAGCAGCCUUCAGCUUUUGGCAGCAUGAAAGUUAGCAGUACAUUGGAUAAAAAGAACAAGACACGGUUUCCUGUCACUAAGUUUGCAGGAGACAAGGAUGGCAGUAAGGUGACCACAGUGGUGGCAACUCCUGGGCAGGGUCCAGACAGGCCGCAAGAAGUCAGCUAUACAGACACUAAAGUGAUUGGAAAUGGGUCAUUUGGUGUGGUAUAUCAAGCCAAACUUUGUGAUUCGGGAGAACUGGUUGCCAUCAAGAAAGUAUUGCAGGACAAGAGAUUUAAGAACCGAGAGCUCCAAAUCAUGAGAAAGCUAGAUCACUGUAACAUAGUCCGAUUGCGUUAUUUCUUCUACUCAAGUGGUGAGAAGAAAGAUGAGGUCUAUCUUAAUCUGGUGCUGGACUAUGUUCCGGAAACAGUAUACAGAGUUGCCAGACACUAUAGUCGAGCCAAACAGACGCUUCCUGUGAUCUAUGUCAAGUUAUAUAUGUAUCAGCUGUUUCGAAGUUUAGCCUAUAUUCAUUCCUUUGGAAUCUGCCAUCGGGAUAUUAAACCACAGAACCUCUUGUUGGACCCUGAUACAGCUGUCUUAAAACUCUGUGACUUUGGAAGUGCAAAGCAGCUGGUCCGAGGAGAACCCAAUGUUUCAUAUAUCUGUUCUCGGUACUAUAGGGCACCAGAGUUGAUCUUUGGAGCCACUGAUUAUACCUCUAGUAUAGAUGUAUGGUCUGCAGGCUGUGUGCUGGCUGAGCUGUUACUAGGACAACCAAUAUUUCCAGGGGACAGUGGUGUGGAUCAGUUGGUAGAAAUAAUCAAGGUCCUGGGGACACCAACAAGGGAGCAAAUUAGAGAAAUGAACCCAAACUACACAGAAUUCAAAUUUCCUCAAAUUAAGGCACACCCUUGGACUAAGGAUUCGUCAGGAACAGGACAUUUCACCUCAGGAGUGCGGGUCUUCCGACCCCGAACUCCACCAGAGGCGAUUGCACUGUGUAGCCGUUUGCUCGAGUACACGCCAACUGCCCGACUGACACCACUGGAAGCUUGUGCACAUUCGUUUUUUGAUGAAUUACGGGACCCAAAUGUCAAACUACCAAAUGGGCGAGACACACCUGCACUCUUCAACUUCACCACUCAAGAACUGUCAAGUAAUCCACCUCUAGCUACAAUCCUUAUUCCUCCUCAUGCUCGGAUUCAAGCAGCUGCUUCAACGCCUACAAAUGCCACAGCAGCCUCAGAUGCUAAUGCUGGAGACCGUGUACAGACCAAUAAUGCCGCUUCUGCAUCAGCUUCCAACUCCACCUGAACAGUCCCAAGCAGCCAGACGCACAGGAGAAACCACCAGUUACUUGAGUGUCACUCAGCAACACUGGUCACGUUUGGAAAGAAAAUUAAAAAGAGGAAAAAAAAAAGCCUGUUCAUUUUAGUGUUCAUUUUUUUAUUAUUGUUGUUGUUCUUAUUUAACCUUGUAAAAUACCUAUAAAUACAAACCAGUUUCAUUGUUUGAGGGAGAUCCAGGGGAUGGGAGGGGCGGUGGGGAGGGAAAAGCGGAGCACUAGGACACACAGUCUCUCUCCCACCACCAUCUUUUUAUCCAAAGUCUGCUGUUGUAUACUUUAAAAACAGGUCUCCUGCUUCAUGCCCCUUCCACAAAAGAAGAAACUUUGUGCUGAAGUUUUUUUAAACUUUGUUUUCUUUUAAAGUCAAGUGGAAGACUUUGGUAUAGUGCACAGCUUGAAAUUGGUUGGGAGCUUAGCAGGUGUAAUUCAAUGGGGACUUAAAUGUCACUUGUAAAAUUAAUCCAUAUCCUCGGAUGUUUGAAGACUUGCCUUUGGCCUGUUGGUGGCAGGUGCGGCAGACAAAAUAUAAGGAAAUAUGUAUUGUGUGUAACCCAGGGAAGUCAAUAAAGUUAGAAACUAUAA